AUUCAUUCAUUGAGAGAUCGCGCUCUUGCACUUUCUCUCUCUCACUCCCCAUUCUCUCUCUUUCUCUCUCUUCUUGCACCUCCGAAACUCUUCUCUUGUGUGUGAAAAAGCAAAUUUGUGAACUCUGAAUUAGUUCGGAAGCUCCUCACUCCUCGGUGACAGAACUAAACAGAGAGGGUUACCUUGUGCUGCUGAUGGCCACCAACGAAAAUCUUCCGCCUAAUGUGAUAAGGCAACUUGCCAAGGAGUUGAAAAAUCUUGAUGAAACCCCUCCCGAGGGCAUUAAAGUUGUCGUGAAUGACGAUGAUUUUUCAACAAUUUUUGCUGACAUUGAAGGCCCUGCUGCAACUCCUUAUGAGAGUGGAGUUUUCCGCAUGAAGUUGAAACUAUCGCAUGAUUUUCCACACUCUCCUCCUAAAGGAUAUUUCUUGACCAAGAUUUUCCAUCCAAAUAUUGCCAACAGUGGAGAGAUUUGUGUCAACGCGCUCAAAAAGGAUUGGAAUCCUAGCCUUGGGUUACGGCAUAUUCUCAUCGUUGUUAGGUGUCUAUUGAUUGAACCGUUUCCAGAAUCAGCUUUAAAUGAACUGGCUGGUAAACUACUGCUUGAAAAUUAUGAGGAGUAUGCUAGACAUGCCAGGCUUUUAACCGGAAUCCAUGCAAAACCAAAGCCGAAAUUCAAAAGUGGAGCUAUAACCGAAUCAACUACUGCUCUGAAUGUUGAUCAGACAAACACUUCGGUGCUUAAUUCUGACAUCAAAACCAUGCCGUCAGGUGCUGCUUUGCCACCACUGUCAUUGCCCUUAACCACUGGAGCAAGAGGAACUGGUCAGGAUCAGGCAGUAGUGGGCGUUCUGACCGAGUCGUCUGCUAAUGUUUCUUCUGCUGCCGCGGUAGUUUCUGCUGCUCAUGCACCACAAAAGAGGGACAUUGGAACUGCUAAAGCUCAGGCAGACAAGAAGAAGCUAGAUGCUAGAAAGAAAAGUUUGAAAAGAUUGUGAUGAAGCUGUUCAAUAAUCAAACCUUUUAUUUGUGCCUUAGUUUUGCAAUUUGAUAGAAAGAAAGAAAAAAAACAAACAAAAAAAAAAGAGGGGAGGGGGAAGGGAUAUGGGUAAUGGGUGAAAUUGAACUAUUGUGUACUAUUGAUCUUUCUGGGAAAGAAGACUCACCCUUAUUUUUAUUAUUAUUUGUUUAUUUCUCAAA
This is a messenger RNA of Medicago truncatula (barrel medic), 1200 nucleotides long. RefSeq names its product ubiquitin-conjugating enzyme E2 22. The transcript has 7 exons. The coding region runs from base 195 to 998 and encodes 267 amino acids. Lineage: Eukaryota; Viridiplantae; Streptophyta; Magnoliopsida; Fabales; Fabaceae. The record is from RefSeq and is a predicted model, not a curated record.